This is a messenger RNA of Talaromyces stipitatus ATCC 10500, 1555 nucleotides long. Its product is annotated as geranylgeranyl transferase beta subunit, putative. Lineage: Eukaryota; Fungi; Ascomycota; Eurotiomycetes; Eurotiales; Trichocomaceae. The transcript is spliced from 5 exons. Gene Ontology annotation, molecular function: CAAX-protein geranylgeranyltransferase activity. The record is from RefSeq and is a predicted model, not a curated record. The coding region runs from base 1 to 1254 and encodes 417 amino acids. Gene Ontology annotation, biological process: protein geranylgeranylation. Gene Ontology annotation, cellular component: CAAX-protein geranylgeranyltransferase complex.
AUGUCGUCAACAACAUUCAAUAAAGAAAGACACAUCAAAUACUUCCUCCGUUGUCUCAAAACCCUCUUACCUUAUCAAUACACCACCGGUGACGGAGGCCGCGUUCUUCUUGGCUUCUUCACAAUCGCAGGCCUCGACUUGCUCGGCGUCCUGCACGAACAAACCACCCCCGAAGAACGUCAGGGAUACAUAAACUGGAUCUAUCACUGCCAACACCCGCGGGGGGGGUUUCGAGGAUUCACAGGUACAAAAUUCGGAGAUGCACAACACGAUCGCGAUAAUGCGGGGUGGGAUCCUGCGAAUAUUCCAUCUACUUUUCUAGCGCUUGAGACUUUACUCAUUUUGGGGGAUGAUUUGUCGAGAGUGAAGAGAAAGGAGUGCUUGAAGUGGUUGCCCAAGUUGCAGAGGCAGGAUGGUAGUUUUGGGGAUAUGCUUGGUGCUGAUGAGAGGAUUGUGGGCGGGAAUGAUUUGAGAUUUUGUUAUUGUGCGGCUGGGAUUAGGUAUUUUUUGCGUGGUCCGUACGGCGCGGGGGUGGAGGAUGUGAGGGAUAUUGACGUUGCAAAGCUGGUUUCCUUCGUGCAGUCGUGUCAGUCAUAUGAUGGUGGUAUGGGAGAGACACCAUUUCGAGAGGCUCACGCUGGCUUGACAUACUGUGCAGUGGGAGCCCUCGCUCUAUUACAGAGGACAGGCUCUUUAGGCGCCCAACUAGCAGUUCUCUCUCCAAAGACUGAAAAUUAUCAGUCCUUACUUAGAUGGCUAGUUUCGAGACAGACCUCCGAUCUGGGGGCCGAAGACGAAGAAGACGACGAAGCAGACACUAAAGGCGAUUCGGCAUCGACAGUGGAAACACAGGACGAAAGCACCACGAAUUUGAGUGAACAGAUUGACAAAUUACCAGAAUGUUUGCCGAUCCAUGAAGAGUCGUUGAAAUGGGCAGGAUUUAACGGGCGUCUGAACAAAAUUGCAGACACAUGUUACUGCUUCUGGGUGACUGGGACAUUGGGUACAAUGAAUCAGUUAUCACUCAUUGAUGCCCCCGGUGUACGACACUACCUCCUCGACAAGACACAGCAUAUCGUCGGCGGUUUUGGCAAAUCAGUAGGAGAAGUACCAGAUAUUUAUCAUUCGUAUCUGGGCAUGAUCAGCCUAGCGUUAAUAAACGAGCCCGGUCUUGAGCCGGCGGAUCCGACGCUGUGCACAGGAGUCAGUGUGAUGCAGAAUCUCAAGAGUUUGCUUUGGUGGAAGGAAGGUUGAUCUAUCGAAAGCAAAUCAGGAAUUGUACGCAGAGAAAACAUUGAAGUUGAAGAAAAUAAUGCCAAUAUUCAAUGCAAAAGCAAAGGAAUAGCCAAUCACAGCCCCGUAAAUGCAUUAUGUCAUGGGUUCUAAUCCACCCAGCCAAUCACAGAAUUGUGCCAGCAUUCUCUCAUUUCUUCUUGUUUUCUUCUUUCUUCUUCUUCUUCUUCUUCUUCUUCUCUCAGUACUAUAUUGCGAUAUCUUCAUUCUCUAUACAUCUGCUAGGCCAUUAAUCAAGCAACUCGAAUUGCGGCUGAUUACC